Patiria miniata (bat star) is the source of this 5449-nucleotide messenger RNA. Its product is annotated as growth factor receptor-bound protein 14-like. The transcript has 14 exons. Lineage: Eukaryota; Metazoa; Echinodermata; Asteroidea; Valvatida; Asterinidae. Bases 546 to 2651 code for a protein of 701 amino acids. Gene Ontology annotation, biological process: signal transduction. The record is from RefSeq and is a predicted model, not a curated record.
UAGUGGUGUAAUCUACUCUACAGUUUGUGGGUCACAAGACCGCUAUGCACAGCUCAUACUGGGUCCAUGAUUGGAUAUUAUUAUUGCACAUGACACAAGGCAAUUCUCAAUGCAGUAAGUCCUUCAGCAGUGGAAGUAAGCAGUACUGCAUGGUGGUUAUCAUAGUUUAGGAGUUGUAUCACUUGAUUCUCUAUCAAAAAUCAAAAGCCACGCAUCUCCAAAAUUUGUGAUCUGCUGAUCUGUUGUGCUUGUAUAAUGUAAAUUGUUCAGUGACAUGGGUAAUGUUCAGAGUGGAAUGUACCUGUCAUCCUACCUUCUGUGCAUCAUCUGUCUGAAGGAUACAUCUGGGUUAUUUUAUGAAUUUUAAUCUGCUUUAGGAGUGCAAAAAGUACAUCACUUUCAUCUGUGACAUUGUGGAAUUAUGUAGGUGGCAGUCCUCAGCAACAGAUAUAAAUCAACCAUAUCAUCAGCCUAGUAACUGGCAUCAGGUGCAGGACAUUGAAGCCAAUUAGCAAACAAACAGAGGUCAGCAACCUGAAGGUCAAAUGUCACAUGUAACCAUGGAGGUGAGCCAUGGAGGCAGUCAUCUGCACAAUGGUCUGUCAAGUUACUCUCAUCACCAUACUGGAGUGAUGGGUCAUAUGGCCAUGGGGUCAGCAGGUGAUCGGGUCAGCAACAGUCACCAGCAUGCAUCGUGUUCACCUGCAGGUGAGCGUGUGGCCAUUAUUAAAGGCUGCAGGCUGUCAUAUGAUGUUGACCUCGAUGCUUUAAUAAACGACAUGAACACUUUCCCUUCUUGUAAUGAAGACCGUCCCCUGUUGGAGAGCAUGGAGAACUUGACCCACCUUCAGGAAAGUAGCAGCUGUGACUGCAGUACCAAGCGCACUAGCCAUAUGGCUCGCAUCAUUCCCAAGCCCAAGCUAGACUGGGCUUGGCGAAGCAAGUCCACAUCAGACACACCAGUGGUAGAACAUGCCAAGCUCAAACUGAGUACUUCACUACCAGAGAGGGGAGAGCGCAAGAAGGGGGUGAUUGGGGAGAGUGAGGUACCCAAUCCAUUUCCAGGUUUGAAGACAACAGGAGUAGGCUCAGCUGUGGAGAGCUUGUACAUUGCACAGCAAAGCAAGGAGGACAUAUGUCUGACAAAUGGAGAGCAGAGUGGGGUAGCUCAGCUUCCACUGAGAAUAUGUUGUGAAGAUGGUACCAGCAAACUGUGUGAGGUUCAUCCCAGUCUAACAGUUCAAGAUGUAUGUGCAUUGAUGGUCAGUAAGAUGCAUAGUAGCGAUGAUAAGAGUUGGUCAUUGAUAGAGGAGAUUGUGGACCUGGAUCUAGAGAGAACGUUAGAAGAUCAUGAGCUGGCCUCUGCAGUCUACAAAAGUUGGCCACAAAAUUCAAACAACAAACUCCACUUCCGGAAAGACUUCAGAAAAUAUGAAAUCUUCCAGAGUCCAGGGCAAUUCUUUCCAGAGCAAAUGCUUGUUGAUGAAGAUGAUGGUGACAGUCCAACACUCAGUAGCAAACGGCCCAAGACACCGUGGUUAUUGGACUUAUUAUCCACAGCCGACAAGAUUCCUGAGAUUCAAGGCUACUUACAUGCUAAGGAAGGGCACAAGAAGUCCUGGAAGAAGAUGUUCUUUCUCUUGAGGGAAAAUGGGCUGUAUUACUCUAGCAAAGGCAACUCCAAGGAUCCGAGACAUCUUCAUUUAUUUGUGCAAUUCAAUGAUGUCAACAUCUACCAAGCUACUAAUGCAAAGAAGAAGUAUCACGCACCGACUGAUUUCAUGUUCUGCACAAAGCACGGUAAAGGGAAAUCAGAGCUGAAAGACCUCAAGUGCUUCUGUGCAGAAAGUGAGCGGUCACGACAGUGUUGGCUGGCUACUAUGCGUUUGGUUAAGUAUGGAUCAUUACUGCGUGAAAACUACAACAGUGCUAUGCACAGGACGGCCAAAAACAAAGUGACUGAUACUGAUAAUGCUAUGAAGGACAUGAAGAACUGCACAGAGCGAGCAGCAAUGGAUUUCUCAGGUAAUCAAGGUCGUGUGAUUGACAACCCAUCUGAAGCUAUAGCCAUAGCUAGACAAGAAGGAUUCAAUUGGAGGAAACGAGGAGGGCAGCGUUCGUUUGAGGGACCCUCCCUGACAAGUCCUCGACAGACUAAUGCCAGCAGUCCUCGUUUUGUCUUCAAUCCAUUACACAAGGAACUUCACAAUACUGGCAGUCACAGUCCACAACCUAGUAGUCCAAGGCAUAAUGGAGGGAGUCCCAGAGGAGGCGGCCAUCAUGGAAAUAGCAGCCCUGCUGGCCACAGACUGGGAGGAUUCAGAUCAGGCAUCCACAUGACACAGCCCUGGUUCCACAGUGGGCUAACACGUGAGCAAACUCAUGAACUCUUUGCCAAGAAAGGCAUGGUGGAUGGUAUGUUCUUGGUGCGGGAAUCUCAAAGAAUAGCUGGAGCCUACGUCUUGUCAUUCAGCUUCAACCAGAAAGUUAAACACUACCAAAUCAAUGCUGUUGAGAGCAGUGGACAAGUUUUUUACACCUUGGAUGAAGGCAGCACAAAGUUCACUGACCUGGUUCAGUUGGUUGAAUUCUACAUGGUUAAUGCUGUGGGACUGCCAACACCCUUGCUUCAUGCAUGCUCAUCUGUCUGAGGUGUUAUGAAAGAGUGAUGAAAGAGUGAAGGAAGAGUGUGGUUAUGUGUCCUAGUACAUGGACUUUUGACGACUUUAACACAUUAGACCCUGUACCGCCCUGAACUGCCCUGCCUGUUACUCCUUAUAUCGUCCCAAACCACCCCAGUACUGUAUGUUCAUCAAGGAGUCAAUACAUUGUCAAGAAUGUAAUACAAAUGCUAAUAAGUCAAAUUGAUGGAACAUCUUAGCAGAGUUACACUGUGAGUGGCUAUAUCCAUUAUCCAUGGAGUGACCAUCCUACAUGUUUAGUAGCCUGAUGUUUUCCAUUGUACAUGUUGCUGAGUAGUCAUUGUGGUUUUCAAGCAGCAGAAGAAGAGCAAGAUGUUCAAGGGCAUCGGGCAUGACAAUCUCUGGUUGCUUGCUAUUUGUAAAUGACUGACUUUGUAACAAAAUGUUGGCUUGUGUUGUGAGACAGAUUUGUUCCUUACACAUUGAGGCUUUUGGUAAGGGGUUAAAUUCUCUCCUAUUCUGAGAGCCUGGUAGUGUAAGAGACAGUAUAACUCUUGGAUCUUUCCUCUGGGAGAAACUCAAAUUGCCCUCAAGAAUUGCUGGUUUUCCAGAGGUCACUGUUAUAUGAAGACACCAUCUUCAAGAAUAGUUUGAAUGAACUAACCCUUAGCUGCAGGUAUAGUUUGCUUGAUGUUUGUACAUCACAUUUCUGAAUUUCAUACAUUUCCUGAUACUCUAUUUACAGUGCAUUUAUACUAUGAACUACAUGUAUGUCUACGGUGUACAAAAUAUUAAGUUCACCUUUUUGGUUCCAAAACUUAAAUGCUGAGAGCAUUGAGUUAUAGCCACGACUGUAAUUACAUUAUUAACAGAAUUUGUACAUAUUAAAUCUUGUGGCAUUUAUGUAUAUGUACAUGUAGUUGUGAAAUAUAUUGUGGAAAAGUACUACAUAUUUUGCUGAUGCAGGUAUUGAAAGAAUGACAGAUUGCUUGUGUAAUAUCUGACUUGGCAAGGAUACUACAGACAUGUACAUUGGCAGGACCUGCACUACAAGAAGCAUUUCCAUUCCUGUUCUUGUUAUCUGGAUUAUAUUUAUUGUCAAUUGACACCUCAGUGUAAUUGUAUUAUUAUCAUUAUUUUGUUAGAAAAGUCAUAUAGAUGUAGUUGGAUUUUUAACGUGAAAGGAUAAAACCUUGUUGUAGCAUUAGUUCAAGUAUAAACUAAUAGGGCAUCAAUGCUGUUACGUAUAACAUGCCUUUUAAGGUAUCUUGUUUUAUUAUUAAGGUUCUACUUGGGAUACUUUUGUGGUGCUUAUGGGCCCAUCCACUGCAUAUUUUGAAUUAUCCAAAGUUAUUGGGGGCAGGGUUUAGUGUGGGAGACCAUCGCAAGUUAAAUUUGAACAUAUUUGUGCACCGAUGACACGUGAAGACACUUUGGCUUAGCUUUGUGCACCUUUAGGAUAAAUAAGUUGUGCGUACUUCGCCCGCGAACCAGUAUAGUGCGCACACGCGAUGUUCCGUCCAAGGGGGUCUCAAAAGUGGUAAAAACACUCCCUCUUUUGUUGGCGCAUGGAGCCAAAAUACCUUCAUUCAUAUUUAAAAGUUCUACAUUAACAUUGAGCCUUCAUCUCUGUAACGUAAUCAUUGAGAAAGAACUAAUGAGGCUGGAAUGUGACAUUACAAUGUUAUCCAUGUCCCCUUUUUCCCAAAGAGCUGCCAAUGUAGAUGUUUGUAAUUGUUCCAGUUGCUGGAUGACUAUUUACAGAUAGUUACAAUCUUACCACCUUGAAGCAGUCUUAAGUCUCCUAAGAUUAAUCAAAGAUGUGAUUGUCAAUCACAAAUUGUCUCAAUUGCAAACUGUAAAGUCUUCACAUGAUUAUGGGUGCAAAUUUAAGCCAUGCAAGUUAAAUUCUUACAUGUUGAGCUCAUAACCAGAGUUAAAGUGUUUCAAUAGACGUUAAAUGUGUAGCGGCCAUCUCAGAGGGCAUCUUUUGUUAUUGAAUUCAGUAACAAUGAAUGCACAAAAAGUUCACUAAUACGUAUCCAAGCAAAACAAAUAUAUUACCCUUGAAGAUGGCUGCUACACAGUAAGGUCUAUACAUGGGGGUAACCCCUGAUUAUCUCCACAUUCUACACUUCCUAAAUACGGGUUGUAUCUAUAUUACAUGUAUGUGUGGCCACUUACCUAAUCAAUGUUUAUGAUGCAGAGUUACAAGUGUACUAAUCAAAAGCCAAAAAUGAAAAACUCCAACAAAUGCGUGCAAAAAGAACAUCUGAUUCAUUUUAGAAAGUAAAUGGUAAUUCCAUUGAAACAUGUAUUCAAUUCACUUGUGGUUGUGUGAAAUCUGUCAUGUCCAGAAGAGUAAAGUGACUGUACUGUAUUUUGUGUGGUGUAGCAAACUAAAUUCACUGUUAUUCUAGGUUUUGUUGGUUUUUACACAUGUAUUUAAAAUAGUUCAAAACCACUCAGCACUAGUUGCACAACUUUUGUGUGAUUGAAUAUAAAGUCUCUUUGAAAUAUCAGAGAUAUCAACUCAUGACAAUUAACGUACAUUUAUUAACAGAUUAAAGGAACACAAUGCCUUUACUUGACCACUUGGGUCUAUGGGAAAUACUCCUAAAAUAUCUCAGCAUUGUACUGAGUCUGAGACAUCUUGACACCCAUGAGUAGAGGCUGAAUCUGAUGCUGUCUCAAUUACAUCAUGUAUUGCUGAAAAUGAUCCCAAAUGUAGCUUUAUAUUUAGAAGAUAUUGCAAGUUUAUGUUGAAAAUGGCAUGUUUCUAUAAACUGUUCAGAAAAAAAACAUGA